AUGUCGACUUGUAAUGAGCAACUGAGGAAAGAGUUCAGGAAAGAAUUUGCGAAAGGGGCUACAUUUAAAGACGUUCAACUCCCUGAUGGUGCUGGAGACCUUAAGUUCUUCACUACAAUUCUGAGGUUAAAUAAGUGGCUAACUGAUGUGGAGAUGAAUGCAGCAAUUUGUCUGCUAAGAGCAAGAGCAGUCGCCUACCCUAAGUCGUACCCGGAGGAUUUCACCAUCUUAGAUUGCCAGUUUGGCCCUUUGGUUACUUCAUACUAUGACGAAUUUGUUGCUGACUCGGUUGAUCCAGAAAAACCAGAAGGCCAUACUUUCUCUGACGUCUUUUACCACUACCACUGGGAGGUUGAGGCAUGGAGGAGGUUGAGAUCUAUUUUGGAUUGUGGAUCAAAUGGUGCUUUUGUCCUUACAACGACACGUAAAGGAAAUGUGGCAGAAAUCAUGGGAACAAUUCAACCUUUUGAAUUAUCCUCUCUCUCUCAAGAUAAUUGUUGGUUAUUAUUCGAAGAAUGCGCAGAACCAAAACUUCCAAACUUUAUUAAUAUUGGUAAAGAAAUAAGUAGAAAAUGUAUGGGUGUUCCCUUAGUUACCAAUGUCUUGGGAAGCCAAUUGCGAUUCAAUUGUGACGAAAAGGAAUGGCGCAGAAUAAGAGACAGUGAGAUACGGGAGAUUUCACAAAAUGAAAAUUUAAUUUUGUCUAUUCUAAGAUUGAGUUAUUAUGAUCUCCCUUAUCAUUUGAGAAGAUGUUUUGUGUUUUGUGCUAUAUUUCCCAAGGAUGCUGAAAUUGAAAAGGUGAGAUUAAUCCAAUUGUGGAUGGCCCAUGGUUUAAUUCCUACAGUUAAAAACCAAGAAGUGGAAGAUAUUGGGAAUACAAUUUGGAAUGAGUUGUGUCGGAGAUCCUUUUUUCAAGACGAGAAAUUCGAUCAAUCUGGAAAUGAAAUAUGUAAGAUGCACGAUCUUAUGCAUGAUCUUUCCGAAUCUGUUAUGAAAGAUGAAUGUUAUACUUUGGAUGUUAAUAACUCAAGUGAUGGUUUAAAACGAGAUAUACGUCAUCUAACGGUAAGGGUUAAUGAAUUUGUCAAAACAUCACUUCGUUCUCUUAAGAAAAUUGGAGGGUUGCAAUCACUAAUCCUCAAUGGCAGAGAUGUUAAAGGAAAUGUCACAGAGAAGAUUUGUUUGAGUGUCUUGAAGGAACUUUCGGCUUUAAAGGAACUUUCGGCUUUACGUGUCCUUGAACUAAGCUGUAUUAAAGUUAAUGGAGAUCAUUAUAUGGGACAUCUAAAACAUCUGAGAUACUUAGAUAUUUCCUAUAGUUACGUGAUAAUAUUGCCUGAUAGUAUAUGUGAUCUUUUGAACUUACAGACUUUGAAACUCAAUAGGUGUAUUAUGCUUGAAAGUUUGCCCAGAAAUACAAAAGAUCUCAUUAGCCUACGACAUCUUUAUUUGUAG
This is a messenger RNA of Impatiens glandulifera, 1455 nucleotides long. Its product is annotated as putative disease resistance protein RGA3. The transcript has 2 exons. Gene Ontology annotation, biological process: defense response to other organism. The record is from RefSeq and is a predicted model, not a curated record. Gene Ontology annotation, molecular function: ADP binding. The coding region runs from base 1 to 1455 and encodes 484 amino acids. Lineage: Eukaryota; Viridiplantae; Streptophyta; Magnoliopsida; Ericales; Balsaminaceae.